UGUGUGGGCAUGCUUGUGAAGACAUAGCUCCGAUUCAGUGUAGGCUGACAGCAUGCUGAAGCCAUGUGUUAACAGCGCAGUCGGUUUCAUUUCUUUAGCACACCAAUGGCUUUCUCUGGAUGUAAGGUUCCUGCAGAAAAACGGUUCAUUUGAGACCGCGAGGAAAUCGUCUGUGAGGAAACCCAGUCCACUAACCACCAUGGGAGGAUCACACGCAAAGAGAACUGGAUUCAGGAAGCAAAGAAAAGAAGACUACAGCAUCAGAACGCCCCCCUCUUACCUGGACACUGACAGCCCCCAGGAUUUAAUUCAGCCCAGAAAGGUAACCCACCCCGUCCUGGAUUCACAACGCCACCAGGACCUGCACAGAGAGCUCGUUCUGAGCUGCAAGCGGGGUCUUCUGCCAGAGAACAAGCCAGAGCUGCAGAGAGUGCUGGAGCAGAGGAAGCUGGAGCAGCUCCGAGAACAGGAAGAGGCGCAGAGACCCAAAUCAGACCUAGAGCAGGAGCUCAAGAAGAGGCAGCAGAAACUGGAACUGUACGAGCAGGAGCAGAUGAAACCGAAAGCAGACGAGGAAGACGUGCCUGAGUUUGUGAAAGUGAAGGAGAACCUACGCAGGCUCAAAUUGAACGGGGAAUAGGGCAGGAGCUGCUUCAUCAACGGCAGGGCCACCUGGAGGGAGAGGGAAAACACUGCCAGAGUCUCGAAUCACUCGAACCUGCUAGAGAGACAUGGCCCCUUUCAAACAGAGAAAAUGUACUGGGGGGUUCCAGGGUUCUUCAUCAUGAGAUGAUGUCAUGUGUAUGAAUGUGUGCGUGCGUGUGCGCGUGUGUGUUUGAAGCAUAUGUGGGAGCUGCAGUAAAUCAAGGGCAGUACAUUAGAUCUGGAAACAGAAAUGAUCUUCCUGAAUUCUGAGAUCUGGUACCUUUCUGUUUACAAAUGAACCCCUUUAUGUAUGUAUGCAUUCAUGUACAGUAGGGUACACAAUUCAGUCAUCUGCACAUUCAGCAGCAUCGAAAGCAGAAACAGGGGUUUUUUUUGGGGGGGGGGGUGGUCAUCCAUAAAUAAUAUUGUCUUACAAAAUGGCAAUAUAUAUUAUUAAAUGAGAAACGGGUCACCAAUCUGAUUGGUGCUCAGUCUGCUGGUUUGUCGCUCUAUCACUGGGACGAUCUGCUGAAUUUAAUUGAAACUUGGAAGGUAUGAGACUCACCACUGGGGGGAUGUGUUGAGCGACCUCCUGACACGGACCACCUAUCCAGUGCAGUCCGCAGACCACCUUGGGUGUUUUUACUCAACACCACGAUUGCUCCUGAACAGUUCUAUUGAGCAAUGUCCCUUUCAUAGCUCCUUCUGACACUGUGGUUUUAAUUAAACUUUAGAAUCUGUCUAUGUGAACUCUGUGGGCUAUGAGAAGCUGCCCUACCAAGACAUAGAGUAUGCAUCGAAAAGCAGAUCCUCAGAUAGGACGCUUAGCAUGGUACAAUUCUACAUGUUGUAGAAGUGGGAAAAACACAUGUCGCCACUGAAGAGGCGGGAGAGGUCCUGUAAAGGGGAGUUCACAAUGUUUAGGGGUUUUACAUUCUGAUUGAGAGUACAGUUAAAUAUACAUACUGUACAGGGUGCUGUAUGAUACUAUUUUAUCAUAUAAAAGUUAAAUAAGAAUGAUUCAAAUUGUAGUAAAUCUUAGUGUGAUUUCCAUCUGAUGCAAGCUGUCUUAUACAAAGAAAUGUCUGGUGGCUUCAUCACAUCAAAAUCAGGCUCUGAUACAUAAAGGGUGAUUCAUGAACCAAGGCUGCGCUCGAAUAUCUGCAAGGAGUGUGCAGUAAACUCUUCUUCAGCGACUGCUAUGACAAACAAAAAAGUCGAAAUUCCCCUUUUUACCCUUAUAAAAGUUUGCAAAAUGUUUUAAUUUUAUUUUUGCAUCUGUUUGCAACACCUGCACGUGUCGAGCAGAAGUUUUCAAACUGCAAACCAUCAGGCGGAAGUAGUCUAGAAAAAGAAAGAAAAUAUAGCGCUCGUCCGAGAUGCGGUGAUUCCAUACCAGAAAACCACAAGCAAAUCUGAUCUGCUUCAAACGAAGCAUUUCCUUAGAUCAGUUUCAUCUAAAAAAAAACAUCCACGUGAACACGCUCAAAAGAGAGCCAAAUCUUCAAAUCAACGCCUUUGUGAACGUCGUGAACUUGAACGGGCCUCACACACCAGCGUUAUCUUGUUGUUUACAAUAAAACAAAACAAAAAAACAGACCCCUCAAUAGAGCCUCAAUAGAGCUCUCAGAAUCAUGUCUAACCUCCAGGUACAUUCGGUACAGCAGGGGUUAAUUGGUGCCGGAUCGUAUCAGAUCCCAGACCAGGUGUCAAGUCAAUUUAGGCUACCUAUAAAACGUUAAAAUCGUCUUACUUUGCGUACUGCGCAUGCCCAGACUAUUCUGACCCUGCACCGCGCAUGUGCAGAUUUGUUUUUACUAAUAAUUCGUUUUAUAUUCAAUACAGACAGCUGGUGUUAACGAACGGUAAAGUGUACAGUAACGCAGCUCUUGUGGCGGAAGAGUCUUUAGUCACGAUGCACCUGUAUUAUGGAACAAUCCUCCAAUUGAAAUCCGUAAUGCUGACUCAAUGAAUGCAUUUAAAUCAAAGCUUCAAACACAUCUUCAUGCAGAGGACUUUCUGUAGAUUGGGAUGGCCUGUUUUAGAAUUGUGUUAAUAUGUAUUUUAUUUAUUUAUUUAUUUAGUCCCAUUUGUUUUUGGAUGUUUUUUGAUAUUUUAUUGUAUAUUAUAUUAUUAUAUAGUAUAUUUAUUUGUCAUGUGAAGCGCUUUGGGGGGCCUUGGCAUGAAAGGCGCUAUACAAAAUAAAUUCGAUUGAUUGAUUGAUAGAUAGAUAGAGCGCUAUAGGUACAUUUUUAUAUUUUUAAAUAUAAAAAGCAAAAGAUAAAAAGACAACUAUAAAAUUGUUUUGAAAAGCUAUUAUUAUUAUUAUUAUUAUUAUUAUUAUUAUUAUUAUUAUUAUUAUUAUUAUAGCUAUUUCCUGGUGUGAAGUCCGAUCAUGCUGUUGAUAUUACAUUUAAAAAUAAGUCAUGUUAAUUAUAUGACAUUAUUUAAGUUCUGCUAUAUAUAUAUAUUUUUUUAGACUCUUUUCAAACUCUUCUCUAUAUCACCACCAAGAUGAAUUGUUGGAUUGUUUUAAAUUGACCAAAAAAAAUAAAAAAUAAAUAAAAAAUAAAAAAAAACGUUUACAGCUGCAGAUUAAAUUUUGACCAGGUAGCAGAUUUUGACAAGGUAGCAAAAUUUGACGCUUAUACAUGUCAUAUUUUGCUACCAGUAGCAAAUGUUGACAUACCUAUUUGUCUGACAGGAGAGAAUUAUAUAAUUUCCACAUUUUCAACAAUUUUUAUUAUGAUAUAUUUUUUUGCAAAUAAGAACUCUACAGUAUAUGCAUACAAUUCGCAACAAAAAUCAUGCUUUCCUGUUCCGUGAAUUGAACGUGUUUAAGAAUCUCUGGCGCGCAGAGUGCUAGAUGUUUGGGAGAGUCAGUCAUUUCCUGCUCUUUCAACUUUGAUAGGGGUUUUCUGCUAGCACAGCGUUGCCUUGCUUGUCUUUCAUAUCUUCAAACACUCCGCGUAAAACGAGGUAAAAUGAUUCAAACAUCAACAGACACUUCGGCAAACGCCUUGCAGAAACAUCUCAAAACGUCGCGCCUCGUCAAAGAAUCAAACACACAGAAAUGCAAGCAGUAUUGUAUUAACAGCAUAUAAGGAGGCUGUGUGGUACAGUGGUUAAAGAAAUGGGCUUGUAAUCAGGAGGUCCCCGGUUUAAAUCCCACCUCAGCCACUGACUCAUUGUGUGACCCUAAGCAAGUCACUUCACCUCCUUGUGCUCCGUCUUUCGUGUGAAACGUAGUUGUAUUAUUAUUGCUGAUGCAUAGACCCUAGUCUUUGUAAGUCGCCUUGAAUAAAGGCGUCUGCUAAAUAAACAAAUAAUAAUAUUGUCACACACCUUGUUAUGGUGUCACAACAACCGCGGAUUCCUCCCAUCAAGACCACUGCCUCUAUACGAGAGGGCGUGGUCUCUUAGUUUCUUUGCUUGGGUGUGAUUGACUUGAAUCACAUGGCUUGCAGUCUGAUAGCACAGGGCUAGUCAAUUAUUUAACGCCAGGGUCUAAAUGACUUGGUUAAACAUGUUUUUGGUUUCAGAAUUCUUCGUUUAAAAGGUGUCCAUCUAAUUGUUUUUCAUUUUUUUUCAGUUUUUCAUGCUGUUUUGGUACCCGCCUCAUCCCGUUCCUGUCAAAACCACAGUACACAUAAAUACGUUUCUGUAUUAACACACCUACAAGCUGAGUUCGACCACAUUUUAAUGCAAAACAAAUUGUAGACAACUAGAAAGCAUGGUAAAGUGCGGAUGAAAGUAUCGGGUCAAAUCGUGCUAAACUGCAAAAUGACCGUGCGUGUUAACAAUGGUUAGCUUCUAUCAGACAGCUGCAGUGGGCUUAAUAUCAGAACACAGGACCGAUCUUUAUAGGAAACUUUAUUCAUGCAGACCCUUUUAUAUUACAGCUCUACAGGACCGAGUCUCCUUUUGCAGAUAGCACAUGCUUAUAUGGCUGGCGCUGUUUUUUUUAACUUGGCUUCUGUGUGUGCAUAUGAAAUACUUUGAUGCCAGGGUCAGUGACACACUGUCCCUGGAUGUGAAAAGCGCUCAGUGCCUCCUGGCGCUGGUGUGUAACACCUGUAACAUGUUAAACCAGCGCUCAGUGUAUAACACCUGUAACAUGUUAAACCAUGGCGCACAUUGUAAGUGAUAUUCUGGAAGACGAGACUCCCUUUUCAAAGCGUGUAGAAACAAGCAAUCAGCAGCGACAGUGCUUCCAUUCCAGGCAGCUUUUGUCGAAAUUCUCUUUUUGUAUUUAUUUUCUGUUAACAUUAGUUUAUGGAUAAUCUUGUUUGCUUUUAAAACAAUUAAAUUGUUACAAAAAAGACUAUUCUAUAGUCCAUUCAUUUUAAUUCCGUACAUGGUCUUGUUGUACUAGUGCUCAAAUACACACUCCCUUUUUUCUUUCUAUAUUUACCAGAAACCUCGCUUAAUAUAAUUUUAGGAAAUGACAUGUCAGCACUGUGCUUGCAUCCAGAGCGCGUCUGCUGAUGAAAAUAAAAAUACGACUAAAAACAAAACAGUGUUCGGUUCAACAGAGACAGUUAAUAACUUAACAACAAAUAAGCUAAGUGCUCCGUGUCUGUCUGUACAGUUUGAAAUUUGAAUGUGCCGCCCCUGCUUGCUCUGCGACGUUCAGCCAAUAGGCAGGGACGGGACGUUGAAAGGAAUUGUGGGAAAUGUGGGAUCAGCAUAGAAGCAAAGGUAUAUUUCAAGGUCAUAAAACGACAUUUCCCACAAUUCUUUUCAACGUCCACAGGAACACUUGUCAUGUGACACUUUCUAAAUUGGCUUGCUAGCUUGCAAUGGUCUGCUGGUCCUCGGCGGUGCGGCACUGAGCGCUGGUUUAACAUGUUACAGGUGUUAUACACUGAGCGCCGGUA
Acipenser ruthenus (sterlet) is the source of this 5525-nucleotide messenger RNA. Its product is annotated as protein FAM107B-like. Bases 53 to 640 code for a protein of 195 amino acids. The record is from RefSeq and is a predicted model, not a curated record. The transcript is spliced from 5 exons. NCBI's taxonomy places the organism in Eukaryota, Metazoa, Chordata, Actinopteri, Acipenseriformes, Acipenseridae.